Messenger RNA from Trichosporon asahii var. asahii CBS 2479, 1629 nucleotides. Its product is annotated as extracellular dioxygenase. Lineage: Eukaryota; Fungi; Basidiomycota; Tremellomycetes; Trichosporonales; Trichosporonaceae. Bases 1 to 1629 code for a protein of 542 amino acids. The transcript has 2 exons. Gene Ontology annotation, molecular function: oxidoreductase activity, acting on single donors with incorporation of molecular oxygen, incorporation of two atoms of oxygen; ferric iron binding. The record is from RefSeq and is a predicted model, not a curated record.
AUGAAGGCUGCCGUCCUGCUUCCCGUUCUGGCCCUCCUGGUUUCGGCUCAUCCGGGCGAGGAUCACCGCAUCGAGGCGCUCGAGCGCCGCGCCGCCCUUGAGUUUGUUGGCAAACGCUCCCUUGCUCACUGCGCUGGCGCUCUUGCUGAGCGCGGCGUCAACGCGCGCAACCAGAUGCGCCGACGCGCAUUCCUCGAGGCUGCGGCUGAGCACCAGAAGCUUCGCAAGAGGAGCUUCGACGAUGUGCUGAACAAGAGCCACAAGAGCAACCUCACGGGUAUCACUAAGGAUACCGACCCCGCGGAGCUGUUCAAGGGCGAGCACCUGUGCACACUGCACCCCGAGACGACUGAGGGUCCCUACUUCGUCAAGGGCGAGCUCAUCCGUCAGGAUGUGCGCGACGACGAGCCCGGCGUGCCGCUUUACGUCGACAUCCAGCUGAUCGACACGAACACAUGUUCUCCACUGUCAGGUGCUGCGCUCGACUUCUGGCACUGCAACAGCACUGGCGUGUACUCGGGAGUCAGUGCUUCAGGCAACGGAAACAGCGACGCGGACGACACCAACCUGGAUGCGACUUUCAAUCGCGGCAUCCAGGAGACCUCGUCCGACGGCGUGGCCCAGUUCAUUACAACCUUCCCCGGCCACUACACCGGACGCGCGACGCACAUCCAUAUCAUGUCGCACUCGCCCGGCAAAUGGACCAAGCUGGCGAACAACACAAUCACGGGCAACGUGCAGAACUCGCACGUAGGCCAGCUCUUCUUCGACGACAGCCUCAUCGCUGAGGUUGAGAAGCUCGCGCCGUACAACACCAACACCCAGCCUCUGACAACGAACAAGGAGGACUUCAUCAUGGCCGAGGAGUCGGCUGAUGUCGACCCUGUGGUCGAGUAUGUGCUCCUCGGCGACAGCCUUGAGGACGGCAUCCUCGCCUGGGUCUCUGUUGCCGUCAACGCGAGCGCGAGUUACACAGCCCGCCCCGCUGUAAACUACACCGAGGAUGGAGGCGUCGUCAACCCUGGCGGCGGCAUGGGCGGAGGUCCCGGCGGUGGUGGUCCCGGAUGUGGAGGUGGCCCGCCUCCCGGAAUGAACCUCACGGGCGGCCCUCCCAUGGGCAUGGGCAACGGCUCCGCCAGCGGUCCGGGGGGUAACGGUACCAUGGGUGGAUUCGGUGGCAUGAAGUGCGACAACUCGACAGACAACUCGACGGAUGCUGGCGCCGCCGGCAGCGCGCCCCCUACUUUUCCAGGCUCCAGCAGCUCUGGGUUUCUUGUCUCCCCUUCUGCUACUCCCUCUGCUGCUCCUGAUGUGAGCUCGGAGGCUAUCCCGUCCCCCACUCCCUCUGCAGGCACCGGGGGCGAGGGUCAGGCUCAAUGCACCGGCCGCCCCGGCAAUGGAACGCACGGCCACGCCGGCAAUCACAGCAACCACGGUAACGGCGGCCACCGACUCCCAGCUCCCGGCCAGAAGAUGCGCCCGAAUCGCCACCAGGCGCACUGGGAGUACAAGGAGCAGUCGAAGUGGCAGCAGCAACAGGCUGAGGAUGAAGAGGAUUCGGACUCGGAUUCCGACUCUGACAGUGACAGCGACUCGGACUCUGACUCCGACUCCGAUGACGACGAGUAG